UUUGAUUCGUGUUUUUUCGCGCUCUUUGCUCUGCCAAAUUGUUCGUUUCGCUUCCGAAUAUUUGAAACGCGCAAUCCUGGGAUGGGGGACCACCGGGUGAAAUAUCAUCGCGAUUAAACGACACUUGAAUUUAACGGUUCACAGUUGCAAAACUUGCGCGGCUUUCGCGCAACCAACUUCAGACGAUGCAGCUUGAGUUUACUAAAGAGUAGACUUCAUAUAUGGGCAACGGAGUGCGAUCGAGGUACGGACACACUCGGAGGUUCUUACGCGAUUGCGUACGCACUACGCCCCGUGGUAGCGCCAGUCAUGAAUUUCCAUUGAUUUCCUCUGGAGUAGUGCCGAAUUUGCGCAGGUUGCCAACGGCGCAACCUCCCGUCGAUUCUAUCUCGUAUCAUGGCUCUACGUCGUGGAAAACGCAAUCUAAAACUACAGGUCUCCGAAGAUGCACCUGCACCAGUAACACCGCCAAGAAAUUUAGACAAACGGACUACCAUUACUAUAGACGAAAAGACGUUUGUAGUAGAAGCUGACGACUUGGAGACACUUUGUGUACUUGGCCGUGGAGCAUACGGAAUUGUUGAUAAAAUGCGACACAAGCAGAGUGGCACAAUUAUGGCUGUUAAGAGGAUAGCUGCUACUGUAAAUACACAAGAGCAAAAGCGGCUGCUGAUGGAUCUGGAUAUUUCUAUGCGCAGCUCAGCGUGUCCCUACACAGUACAGUUUUACGGAGCCUUGUUCCGAGAGGGAGACGUAUGGAUAUGUAUGGAAGUGAUGGACAUGAGCCUCGAUAAAUUUUACACAAAAGUAUACAAACAUGGUCGUGCUAUUCCUGAAGAUAUCUUAGGAAAAGUGGCUUUUGCGGUAGUAAGCGCGUUACAUUACCUCUAUUCACAAUUACGGGUGAUUCAUAGAGACGUAAAGCCUAGCAAUAUCUUAAUUAAUCGGAAGGGCGAGGUGAAAAUUUGUGACUUUGGUAUAUCGGGUUAUCUUGUGGAUUCCGUUGCCAAGACUAUCGACGCCGGAUGCAAACCGUAUAUGGCUCCGGAAAGGAUAGACCCAACGGGCAACCCAUCGCAAUACGAUAUCAGAUCCGAUGUCUGGUCGCUAGGGAUUUCCCUGGUUGAAUUAGCGACUGGUAAAUUUCCAUACGAGACAUGGGGUACGCCGUUCGAGCAACUGAAACAGGUGGUGAAGGACGAUGCCCCAAAAUUGCCAGCUGGCAAGUUCUCCCCCUCGUUCGAGGAGUUUAUCAAUAAGUGUCUGUUAAAGAACUACACUGCCCGUCCAAAUUACAGCCAAUUGCUGGAACUCGACUUUAUCAGAGAACACGCCGAGAAAGAUACAAAUGUGGCCGAAUUUGUCGGAGAGAUUUUAGAUUUACCAGAAAACGAACAGCCGGUAUAGUGCAUGCGUCGCUUUGACGUAGCUUGCAGUAUAAUUUGACUUGUAACUUGUAUGUUUUUUUUUUGCAAGACAGUCAUUGCUAUGUGUAAUUUAUAUUAUUGCGUGUCACAGCGCGAGACAACUGAUUAUUCCUUUAUUUAUCGUCCUCUUCAUUAAGUUUUUCUUUCUUUCUUUUUUUAUUAAUUUCGUCUGAUAGCAUUUAUAAGUUUGAUAGAGAGCAACUGUCUCUACUCCAAUCCUAAUCUCGUCACUUGGAGGCAAACGUGGUGAAAAUAAUACACGGAUGUUUUUCUACGUGAUACAAGUUUGUGGCAUUGUGGUAACAGUAAUAACGAAAAGAUGAGUAAAGCCUUAACGAUAUAUCUCGAUGAGAUGUGUGCGCGUCUUUUUAAAAACAUAGGUUAGAAGACCAAUUUAUAUAUAUAUGUAAUAUAUAUAUAUGUGUAAAACACUAGAUUGUACAUAGUAAUCAAAUGUGCGUAAUCAAAGUUGUAUUUGUUUAGGAAGCAACUCAAUUUAUUAGUAAUCAAUUGUAACGAUUAUAUUAGCGAUAGAAAUAGAAUUUUGUGUGACACUGGAUUUCGUAUAUACGUACGCACACACACACACACGAGUAUAAAAUUAAUAUUACGUAUAGUGGGAAUCUUGUAAAAUCCUUAAUAAUUUCGUUUUCUACGCACGAUCCAGCGCUGUAGAGUGGUGAAAAUUAAUCUGAAAUAAACGAUUGUUUCAAGAGUACAAA
Molecule: messenger RNA, 2149 nt
Organism: Vollenhovia emeryi
Lineage: Eukaryota; Metazoa; Arthropoda; Insecta; Hymenoptera; Formicidae
Gene: lic
Product: dual specificity mitogen-activated protein kinase kinase 6
Exons: 7
Coding region: 397-1407 (336 amino acids)
Biological process (GO): stress-activated MAPK cascade; protein phosphorylation
Molecular function (GO): MAP kinase kinase activity; ATP binding
Source: RefSeq, a predicted model, not a curated record